CCUGGGAGCCCCGCCAUUUUCCGGAGCGUCCCCAGCGCGCCCUUAAAGGGGCCGCGUCCCGCGCUGAGGGGCGGCGUGUUCGGGGCCCGGUCUCGGUUCCUGCUCCUCGCUCCCGGUCCCCGAUUGGGAAGAACCGUGGCUACGGCUCCCUCCAGUCGUCACAGCUGUGGGCAGAGCGUGUCGGGGCGGGACUGGACCGGACCGGUGCGUGUGUGGGCCGAGGCCUCCUUCCAGGGCCGCCCGGACACCAUCGGGUAUCCUCGGCAUGUUAUUAAUUCUCAAUAAUCAUAAAUAUAUUCCCUUUUUCCACAAUUCAGUGUCGCGGUUGAACACUCCGUGGCCGUGUUUCCCCAGCAGCAGAAAGUGAGGGAGAAUUCCUGGAUCUUCCCCAGCACCAGGAAGUGAGGGAUUCUUGCAGAGCCCUCAGCGAUGGCAGCCGAGGACAGGGAUUACAACCUGACCGAGGAGCAGAAGGCUGUGAAAGCCAAGUACCCCCCUCUCUGUAAGAAAUAUGAAUAUUUGGAUCACACAGCAGACGUGCAGCUCCAUGCCUGGGGAGACACGUUGGAAGAAGCCUUUGAGCAGUGUGUUAUGGCCAUGUUUGGCUACAUGACAGAUACAGGGACCGUGGAACCUGUGGAUACAGUGGAGGUAGAGGCAGAAGGGCAUGACAUGUUGUCUCUUCUCUUCCACUUCCUGGAUGAGUGGCUGUAUAAAUUCAGUGCUGAUGAGUUUUUUAUACCCAGGGAAGUGAAAGUGCUUCACAUCGACCGAAUGCAGUUCAAAAUAAGAUCGAUUGGGUGGGGAGAAGAGUUUUCUUUGGACAAACACCCACAGGGCACAGAGGUCAAAGCCAUAACUUACUCAGCAAUGCAGAUCUGUGAAGAUGAAAAGCCAGAAGUCUUUGUCAUCAUUGAUAUUUAAAGCAAGAAGAGUGUGGUUGAGUGGAUAUUAAUCAUCAUCUGGCAAAAGCCCCCUAAAACUGUAAUCCCUGUGGGAAAAAACGAAGGAAUUGGCCAGUUAAAACCAGAAAUUGAAGGGAGUGAUUGCAGGGAAUGUCAGCCAGUGAGAAAGAGAAUAAGAAGAAUUAAUUGGGGUUUUGGGGGAUAUGGAGAAGGAGAGGUUUGUACAGGUUGGAAGUCUCCCAGGAAUGCUGGCAGUCAUCUUUUAAGGCUGCUAAAUGUGCUAAGGGCUGUAUGAAAUACAGAAAUUGGUGGAGCUGAUAACUAAAAUACUCCCUUUUUGCAGGGUGGCAGGAGAUAAUGUUCAUCUAGAUUGAUUCCAUUUGCAUAUUUCAUGUUCUAAUUCUGGGCUGACGUCCCUCCUCCAUUUUACAUAAAUCCGAAAUAGCUGCAGCAGCUCAGAUGUAAUGUCGAAAAAGAAAAAAUCGGAGUGUUUAAAAUUAGACACCAAAAAAAACGAUGCCAAUUAAGCAAACAAACCACCACAUCUUUUAAACGACUUAAAAAAGAAGUCGUGCCAGCAGGUGGUGCUGAAUUGCUGUAAAUAAAUUGCCACGUGAAAUCCUAAAGCCUUGUGACCGUGUACCUGGAAUCCUCUUAUCACCUAUGAGAACUCUGGAAAGUUGGCAGCUUUGCUGCUGUGGUGGAAGGGGAUGCACCAGGUUGUAAAGGGAUGUUCCAGGUUCUCCCUGGGUUCACUCCCAACUCUAUGUUGUGAAAACGGAGUCUUUUUUAAAAAGCAGAUGGUUUGGAUCAGUGUUUUAGAGAGGACAAUACAGACCAUCUUUUAAUGUCAAAGGAUUAUGGGCUUCAUUGAAUCAGAGUUAAUCAAAAAUAAUCAAAGUUGUGUUGUUGUUUUUAAAUGGGAUGGCAAGUGUGCAUUACCUGCUGUUUUAAUUUAAUUUAAAGGUGAAGAGCACAGGCGUGGCCUGCUCUGUUACUGUAAAUGCUCUGAGUGCCUUUCUCUAGAGGUGGUGUCUCAUCCUAUAAAGUCAUCUUAAAUAGUUCUGGUUUAAUUUCCAUGUUGUAAAGACUGAGGGAUAAAACCCCUCUUAUUUUUUUAAGCAAGCCUCAAUGCCGAAAUAAAACUUGGACUGAAACAA
This is a messenger RNA of Corvus hawaiiensis (hawaiian crow), 2065 nucleotides long. RefSeq names its product zinc finger and BTB domain containing 8 opposite strand (gene TSLIG1). NCBI's taxonomy places the organism in Eukaryota, Metazoa, Chordata, Aves, Passeriformes, Corvidae. Gene Ontology annotation, cellular component: tRNA-splicing ligase complex. The transcript is spliced from 8 exons. Bases 430 to 924 code for a protein of 164 amino acids. Gene Ontology annotation, biological process: tRNA splicing, via endonucleolytic cleavage and ligation. The record is from RefSeq and is a predicted model, not a curated record.